Poecilia latipinna (sailfin molly) is the source of this 1090-nucleotide messenger RNA. Its product is annotated as probable G-protein coupled receptor 148. Gene Ontology annotation, biological process: detection of chemical stimulus involved in sensory perception of smell; G protein-coupled receptor signaling pathway. Gene Ontology annotation, molecular function: olfactory receptor activity; odorant binding; G protein-coupled receptor activity. The record is from RefSeq and is a predicted model, not a curated record. Lineage: Eukaryota; Metazoa; Chordata; Actinopteri; Cyprinodontiformes; Poeciliidae. Gene Ontology annotation, cellular component: membrane. The transcript has 2 exons. Bases 108 to 1067 code for a protein of 319 amino acids.
GGUGUGCUUAAACGUCAAAGAGACGGAGAGUAAAAAGCACAGUGCCGGACAAAGUACAGAGCAACAUAAAUCAUCCAUCUUUGCUUCCUCUUCGAUGCAAAAUCACAAUGACAUCAUCUCACCUGCUGAUUUCUAACCUCACAAAGGACUGGAUUGAAACCAUGGAGCGCUGGCAACUCCAACUGUUUUGGAUCCCCGCUGUCAUCAUCACUUUUGCCACAUUCAUAGCCAACCCCAUUCUGCUGGUGUGCAUUUUUAUGUCCCCUGCUUUGCGUAGGGAGACCCGCUACCUGCUGGUGGCCAACACCCUGGUUGCAGACAUAAUCUUCCUCAUCCUCAACUUGGUCACAUUGAUUGGGAAUGCUGUGAGAGCAGAGAUACCCUGGUUAGUUUGUCAGCUGUCCACAGCUCUCCUUGUCACGGCCUCCAGCUGCGCCAUCAUCACUGUGACUCUCAUGGUGAUCGACACCUUUACCGCCGUCCGCUGGCCUCUCCAGUACCACAACCUUCUCUCGCCUGCCCGGACCAGCAGCAUACUAGGGGUGGUUUGGUUGCUGUGCGCCAUUUAUCCAUUCACCUUGAUGAUGAUGAUGAUGAAGGAUGAGAUUCCUAACAACAAAGUCACCAUGUGUCUGACUCUCCUCUCCUUCGGUUUCUUUAAGGUCAACAACAUGGGGGAGAUCGAAAUGUACUUUUUUGUAUCAGCAGUGAUCUGCACUUUUCUAAUUUUUUACUGCUACAUCCGGCUUUACAUGGUGACAAGGACGCAGGGAAUUUGGCACAGCCGCUUCUCCAGGGCUCGGGUCACAGUGCUGGUCCAUGGUGUUCUGCUGCUGCUCUACUUUGCCCCCGGCUUAGUUUUUGCCUUGGAGAUCUACAUCUUUCAGGAGAAAAACAUGAGUCAGGAUCUCCGCGUGUGGAUCAGCACGGUCAACGCUAAUGUUUUCAUGCUGCUUCCCAGAGCAUUUGCUCCUUGCCUGUACGGGCUGAGGUACCGAGAGAUUUAUGAAAGUCUCGCACUUCUGCUACACCGUCACAGAAGAAGCAGAGAAAGCACAGUAUCAUAAAGACUCUUAAGAUCUGCCCACAA